AUGCCGAGUGUAACUGAAAUUUUCAGAUUGUUAUUUGGGCCUCCAAAAGAGCGACUCGACACAAACGAAUUACCAAGGUGGGUAGAAGCCCAUAAAAUUAAUGAGAAAUGCGUGCAUCGUAUUACUCUCUCCCGUAUGGUGGUUUCACUUUCAAGAAAUAAAAACGUGUGGACUUUUAACUCAACUUUUUCUCGGAGACGUACUUGGCCAGAAUCAUAGUUUUCUGUUUUAUCGUUUUUUGUUUUUACUGUUAAAAACCGUAGCCUGAAUGUCUGUGGAUUAGUCAUCAGAUAAAUUAUAAUGAACUACAAAUGCAAUGCAAGAAUUAGACUAAAUGUAUCAACUUGAAAUAAAUUUCUAUUUUUGACUGUUCCUAAUCCAGAGAAAUUCAACAGGAUUUUGAUAACCUUUAUGGAAGGGGAUCAGUGCUUCAUUUGGAGGUAGAACCUCCAGAUUAUCACGAAGAAUGGAGAAUAUAUGGUGGACAUAAUCCAGAGCAGGGAGAUCUUGAACACUUUUUUCAUUCCAGUGAGGGUGAUUUCCUACAGGAGUUUGAUCAGAUGUUUCAGAACAUUUUUGAACGAUUUCUUGGUGAUUUUAAUCCACCACCCCAAGGUUUGUUUAGCAGUCUUUCGCCACUUUUGAUUUUGCCUUAAAUUAAGUUGCGCUUUCCCUGAAAGCAACCUUACAAGGAUUUCGUUGUGUAAUUGGUUGACCAGUUGAAAUGCAUCUAAACCUUUAGAAGAAGAAAAAUUGAAAUACAAUUAUGAUAAGGUGCUUUGUCUUGAAAUGAAUUAAUAAGUGUGUGUACAUGUACAGUUGACUGAGUGCUGUGAAAUUAAUAUUUUAGCCUGAAUGUUAAUUCAGCAUAGAGGAGCUGAUGAAGUGUAUUGGCAAUUUUUCAAUCAAAUAUUUUCCUCUUGGUGAAGGUAGAAUGCAACAUACAUGUAUCUUUAAAUUUUUUAAUGCUAGAACUUGACAGAUCUAAUAAAAAAAUUGAUAGGAAUACAGGAAAAUGUCGAUACAUUUUAACAGACUGAAUGUUUUUUUGAUUAACACUCUGCAUGCAGUUACAUUUCAUCAGAUAUUAAGCCUGACACCCAGUUAAUUUGAUAGAAUGGCACUCUGUCUUUUUGCUGUUUACAGGCUUCAUUCACCUCUGAGGAGAAAACACCAAAAUAGCUUAUAAUUUUUAUUGGAUUCUGCAUUAAAUAGCUUUCACAGUAGUGGAACCUAUUAAUAGAUAUUUCACUUUCAUUGAUGAGAAUUGUGGCAGUUUCCUGUAAGUUGUAAUUUUAUUUGUGUAGUGUUUUGAAGGAAAUUUCACCAUCCAGUUUUUGUAACCCUAGCAACCAGUAAGUGUAAACCUUGUUUUGUCCAUAACAGCCUUACCACCAGGUUCACCGUCAGAAAGGCCACAGGAAAAUUUUUCUCAACGCCCCAAAUCCCUAAGGGAUAGAAUGCUUAAAGGCCCUGAUACACCUCAUGGCAAUGAUGACCUCCCUGAUCAGGUAAUUCACACUCAACUACAAUUGUUAAUUUUGAACUGAUUCAGUUGUGUUAGUCAGAGUUACUAUUAGUAAGAGGAAUUCUUAACUCCUGUAGAGUACUUUUCAAAAAACUUAAUAAUUGAAGAAAAAAAUAAUUUGGUUUUAUCAGCUGAAUUGAUAAUAUAAAUUAGCCACCAUAGAGAGUUUCUGAAGCUGACAUUUCAAGCUAUAGCCCUUUGUCAGGGCAAAAUGGAAUGUCAGAAUGUCGGCGUUAGAAAAUCUUCGCAGUAGCCAAUUUAUAUUACCAACUCCGUUGAUAAAACCAAAUUAUAUAACAACCCCUUUCUUUGUUGCACACCACAGUUUCUGUAAGAAUGUACCCCUUUUACUUUUAGAAAGGGCUGUCAAUAAUUUUCAUUGUCUCAUCUCUUACACCUCUGUAUAAUAUUAUUAUGUUUUACUUUGAUUUAGCUUAGAGACAGUCAGUUGGAUGGUCCUCCCUCUCCUCCUUCUUCAUUUAUGGUAAGUCAGAUAACAACACACUAGUGUUAUCAAAUUGUCCUUUUGCUUUGUCAAGGAAGGGGGGGGGGAGCAAUGAAACUCUUACUAUUUAAUAAUUAGUGAUGAUAAAGUUGGGCGCAAAUAUAAGUUAGCCAUCAUACUGCUGUUAGGCAAGCUACACACAGAAACAAUGUCAGUCAGUUUACUUUAGAUAAAAAAUUUGCAAAGUUCAUUUUCAAUUGUUAGGUGAUAUUUUCUAAUCCAAAGGGCAUUUAGAGGGGGAAGGGGACUGGAUCAUACAACACAUUACUGAAUGGUGUUAGUAGAUUUCUUUUAAGAAUGUAAUUAACUUUGUUCUGUCAGUCUCGAGUUUGACAGUCAGAACUGCCAGUUGAAAGAGAAGAAGAAUGGUUAUCAUAAUGUUUCAGAUUUGCUUGGGCAUUUCCAACACCUAUUUUAUUUUUUUCAGUUUGGUGAUUUCUGGAAAUUACCAUUUGGUGGAUUGAGACAUCCUGAUCAAAGAGCUGACGUAGGUGUGUAGAAACUCAAAUUGGCAGAAUAUUGUACUUGUAUAUUGUAAACUUUCUCAACUGGAGGGGGGGGGUAUUAAAAUUCAAAGGGUUUUAGAUUGGGGGUGUAGGUAUAUUCAAGAGGGAGGCUUCUCAGAGAGGAGUGACUUUUUAAUUUAAAUUGAGCAUCCCUGGUAUCCCAUAGUUGUGAAAUAAGUGAUACUCCCAGUUGCUUGUUCCCUAGUAGAACCAGGAUAAGCUCGGCCUGGGUGGGUCACUUGGUUGGAGUUCAUCUUUAACCCUUUUUCUCCUUUACUUCUUUUAAGACCUGGAUAGGCAAGUUGAAAUGGGAACCCACAGCUUGGAUGACAUCCUUGCUCCUAGGGAGAAUAACCAAGGAGGAAGGCAUAUCUCACCACCAUCAUCAUCAUCAUCAUCAUCAUCUUCUUUUUCAAGUGUAACUAUUAUGGAUUCAAAUGGUGUAAGUAGAAUAUAACUUGUCUUUUGUGUAUUCUUUUCAGGUCUGACAUUAUUUACUUUCAUCAUAUUUUCUUCUGUUUGUCAACAUCCUAUGUUAUUUUUGUAUUAUAAAUUGUUGAGAUUAAUGUGUCUGACCCCUGGUGAAAAUCUUUCAAGGAUCUUUAAGGAUCUUACAAGAUCUUCAUGAGGAUCUUCAUGAGGAUCUUCAUGAGGAUCUUCAAAAUUCUUGUUAAGAUCUUCAAGGAUCCUUCAUUUUCUUGCCAAGAUCUUCAAGGAUCUUUGAUUUUCUUGCCAAGAUCUUCAAGGAUCUUUGAUUUUCUUGCCAAGAUCUUCAAGGAUCUUUAAUUUUCUUGCCAAGAUCUUCAAGGAUCUUUUAUUUUCUUGCCAAGAUCUUCGAGGAUCUUUGACUUUCUUGCCAAGAUCUUUAAGGAUCUUUCAUUUUCCUGUCAAGAUCCUUGAAGAUCUUGUCUGGAUCUUCAAAGAUCUUUACAUGAACUUUGAAGAUCCUUUAAAGAUCUUUACAUGAACUUUGAAGAUCCUUUAAAGAUCUUUAAAAAUUCUUUGAGGAUCUUCCAAAUUCUUGUUAAGAUCUUUGAGGAUCUCUCAUUUUCUUGCCAAGAUCUUCAAGGAUCUUGUUGAAAAUUUUGAAGAUCCUUAAAAUCUUGGAAAGAAAAUAAAAGAUCCUUAAAGAUCUUGGCAAGAAAUUGAAAGAUCUUUGAAGAUCCUGGCAAAAAAAGAAAGAUCCUUGAAGAUUUUGAUGGCCAAAUUUAAGAUCUUUGCAAGAGAUUUGAAGAUCCUUAAAGAUCUUGACAAGAAUGUCAGUGAUCCUUGAAGAUCCUGGCAAGGAAAUGGAAGAUCAUUGAAGAUCUUAGCAAGAAUGUUAUAGAACCUUCGAAAUUUUGACAAGAAAAUAAGCAUACUUAAAUCCUCAUACUAAGUUAAAAAGAAAAAUUGAACCAAACAUAAAAAAAUGAAGAUAAAACUUUUUUUAUUGCUAAACGAGAAUUACCCAUCCUUUUCUAGUAGGACUACUUCUACACUAUUUCUGUUCAGAUUUUAGGUUAGUACUAAGAUUUUCAUUUUCCAAAAAAUCUGGCAACAGUCCAGCUCAAAGAUAAAAAGACCAAAAUAUAUGUGUUAAACUUGUCUAGGACUAGACUAUGACCAGACUAAGACUACUCUUACAGAGGGGGUAAACAUGAAAAAAAGGCAAACAGGAGUACUUCAAUGACUAUAUUUCUGAACCAUAUUAACCUAUAUACCAAAGGAAAGCUUAGGAAUCACACAUACUGAAUAUAACUAAUAAGUUGCCCUAAACUAAUUUGUUAUUUGACAUCAGAUCAAUUUGUCUACCACAUGGUGUGAAAAACCUAGGUAUACUUGAGAAAAGAUAACUGCACAAAGAUUGCAUGAAAUCAAGUGUUUUUAGUGUCAAAACAAAGUACUAGGCUCGUUCUUUUGGAUGAGCUAAGGAACGUUUGGAGUCGUUUAUAUUAUGGGCACAGUGCCCGUUCAAAAUUCACCGAGAUUAUUAGGUGAGUUAUUCCACAAUAUCUAACUUAAAAUUCAGCUUAUGGAGAAACUGUCAGCUUAUCCAACUCAACUCAGUAAGAGGAUACAGCCCUGAAAACUUCAGAUUAAUUGAACUAAUACAUCCUGAGGUACAAAAUAAGUGUUUUCGGGAAUUCAUAUGACAACCUCUAAAAGAGCUUUUUAAGUUGGUUACACAGAACCAAGUAAAUUCACACCUUCUUCAGAAACAUGUCCUUCAGUGAGCGUCGAGGAGAAUCUCUCUAGAUCGAUAAGCCUGUAUCCUUGUCCCUGUAACACAUCAUUUGCAUCCUCACUCUCCAAGAGCUCAGAGCAAGAAUCAUUAGACGAGGAUGGCAUCUUCAUUUUCUUUCCAGAAGUACCAAUGAAUUCUUUUCAUUCAGCCUCAGAGUCAGAGCAAUCGCGAGACCUGCUUGGAGUUUGAUUGACGAUUGCGGUUGUUUCUGUCUCUCUUUUCGCUUGUUUCUGAACUCCAGAAAACGCCUUUCCUUUACUUUUAUUUCUGUGUACAUUUUCCCCUUAGUUCCGACCAUUGUCGAUGAUAUUUGCCGUAACAACGAGCUUCUUAUGUUUUUAUGCGACCGUUAAAAAUCUAGGCGCGUAUAAAUUCAUAUCCCAUAAUGCAAAACCCUAUUUACUGUCAUGUAAGUUGUAACAAAGUUUCCUUAAAGCCUCAAGCAUGGCGUUGCUAUGCGGUAACCUUCAUUACACUUAUUGCACAAUACUUUUCUGCGAAAAUUCCUUGUUGUGUUUAAAUUAUCCACAUCAAAUCACAUUAUCCACAUAAAAAAUCAUGAAAUGAAUCUUUUAAAGAUAUUUGGAAGAUCCUUUUCAAUUCCUUGAGGAUCUUGAAGGAUUGUAGAACAGAUCGUGCAAAGAUCUUGACUAGGAUCCUUGUAACUCCUGAUCAAAUUCUUAAGGAUCUUAGCAAAGAUCUUAGCAGGAUCCCUGAAAGGUUCUUUUGAAGGUCUUUAAAAGAUCCUCAUUAAAUCCUUGAGGAUCCUGAAGGAUCCUUGAAAAGAUCCUGCAAAGAUCUUGACUAAAGGAUCCUUGUAAGAUCCUGAUCAAAUUCUUAAAGAUCCUGGCAAAGAUCUUUACAGGAUCCUUGAAAGGAUCUUUUGUAGGUCUUUAAAAGAUCCUCAUUAAAUCCUUGAGGAUCUUGAAGGAUCCUUGAAAAGAUCUUGCAAAGAUCUUGAGUAGGAUCCUUGUAAGAUCCUGAUCAAAUCCUUAAGGAUCCUUGCAAAGAUCUUAAUAGGAUCCUUGAAAGGAUCUUUGGAAGGUCUUUAAAAGAUCCUCAUUAAAUCCUUGAGGAUCUUGAAAGAUCCUCAAAAAGAUCCUGCAAAGAUCUUGACUAGGAUCCUUGCAAAAUCCUGAUUAAAUCCUUAAGGAUCCUUACAAAGAUCUUGAAAGGAUCCUUGAAAGGAUCUUUUGAGGGUCUUUGAAAGAUCCUUGAUAAAUCCUUGAGGAUCUUGAAGGAUCCUUGAAAAGAACUUUGCGAGGAUCCUUAUGAGGAUCUUUGUAAUAUCCUUUGAGGAUCUUUAUCAAAUCCUUGAGGAUCUUAACAAACGUUUUUGCUUACAAAGAUCUUUGAGGAUCUUUUACAGAUCCUUUAAAGAUCUUUUAAAGAUCCUUGUCCUUAAGGAUCUUUGGCAGGUCUUUGUCAAUCCUUGAAGAUCCUCAAAGAUCCUGUGAGGUUUUUCACCAGGGACAGUCCAGAGAGGGUGUGACACUCUAUUAGGCUAUACCACAGUUCAAUGAAAUUUUUGAAGCAAUUUCUACGCUGUGAAUUCAUGGGCAGCAUCCAUGUUGUUUCUUGGAAUUCAACUGUAUCCUACCUUGUGACAAGUGAUUAAGAGGAGACUAAUAAAAUGACAAUUGUAAUUUAAUUGCCAACAGAUUAAGGUUUCUAACCUGUCGAAAUGUAUGGAGAGAAAAUACCCUUACUAACUACUUUAGAAUCCCUCAGAAAAUCCUUGGGAAAACACUAAGAAAUUUUAGACACAAUGCUUUUCUACCUGGUUGUGGUUGUUUUUGUUGUUUUUUUUUUCAUGCAGAAAUGAUCCACAGGGAAUUUUUGACUUUCUGUUUGUGAUUGUUUUACACAGGUCUUGCUUAAAUCUUGAAUGUCACUUCUAAAACUAUGUUUCCAGAUAUAUCUUGUGAGAUUAUUUUAAAUUGCCUUGGUGAUUGCACCACAGCCACUCUGUGUAAAAUUUAAUUACAAGUAACCUUUUAACUCAAACAAGUUAUGGGAAUAGAAAAAACAUCAAUCAGGGGAUUAUUAGUUGAUCCAAUACCAAAUUCUCUUAACUAACUUCAUAAGAAAUGUUAUGACAGACAGUGAGGUGAACUACUAAGGAGAUCUUGGGUGUGAAAAGUUAAGAAUUCUGUGUUUUUGAACUGUUUUUAAUCAUUUCAUACUCUCUUGUCUCAGAUGUAGGACAAGUGGCUACAUUAAAACAAAGUAUUUAUCUUCUUUUUCUUAUUGACAGAUUUCUGAAACAAAAACCACAAGAAGAGAUUCUAGUGGGAAAGAAGAGGUGAAAUUUAUACACUUUGCUAACUGUGUUUAUGUUUUACUCUUUCCUCCCAUUUUGCUUUAUUUUACUACUGGUAAUCUUUGUUCUCCUUAGGAUGUGAUUCAUUAUUCCUGCAGACCAAAGCCUUGGUUUUAAUAAAAACAAAUUAUGAAAUUAAGACACCAAACACAUUUUGAGAUUCUAAAAGAGUAGCCUAACUUUUGAAAGAUGUGCCAAAAAUUUCACUUCAUAUGCGGCCAUUUUUAGUACUGCUUAGCAACCUAGCCAUCUACCUGUCAUUCAACCACCCUUUUCCCUUCGUUUACAACUUUGAUCGAAUAAUUAGGAACUGCUCAGUCAAGAAGGUAAAUAGAAGUAAAUUAAUAUGUAUAUUUCUCAAUUGGCACAGAAAAAGAAAUUGAUUUCUGAAGCAUACCUAAUUAUCCUGUAAAAGUCUUACAUCUGCCAAACCCUACUCUUGGUAUAGUAGUUUACAAGGUUUGCUUGAUUUUCUGCAGGUGACAAUAACGCGAAGAAUUGGUGAUGAAUUGCACACUAUUAGAAGGAGAAAAGACAGUUCUGGGAAUGAAGAGACAGAGGAAGAUACAGUUAACGUAAAUAGUGGUAAGCACUUGUGUGCAAACAAGGGAUUAUUGCCUCUAUCAGUGCAGGAGGCCUUAAUUGUUCUUCAGUAAGCUGUGAACUACAAGAUCAGCUUUGGGGUUACAUUCAAAACUCAUCACCUUUACCUUGAUAAUUCCGGUCUUAAAUAAUUUUUUAAAGCUUAGUGGCGUAGAAGUAUGUGCCGAUGUAAAUCUCCACCGCUAGCCAACACUGGGGUAAAUAGUUGUUUCGGUAUUUACUAAAACAGUGAGAUGAUAUGACACAGGGAUGAUUAACUCAUUUAUUCCUGCAACGGAGUUAGAACAGCCAAUCAGAGCGCACCUCUGAUGCUAUCCACUGUUUAUCUGUGGGUGAAUUUCCUUAACGCUCUUUUUUAUAAUUCAAUCUAUUUGCAGAAUCGUUUCCAUACUUGUCGGAUGGCAAUGCCUCAAACCCACAACCAUCCUUGUUCUCCAUAGUCGAGUCUCUCAUGGAAGACUUCUUCCCCAGACGAAGGUAGCACUUUGGAAUUUCCGACAGGGAAUUAAACAUUUUGAAGUCUCAAAAUUCAAGCCGUUGUGGAAAUUCACGUGUAGUUUAUCACGCACAGAAACAUCUUUUUCUGGCAGUUGUUAAAUGGGAUAGAGAAACGUCGUGGUCAAACGGGAACGUCAGUUUUAUUGAAAUCUUUCACUUGUGCUGUGGGAGUGUUAUUAUCACCUAAGAAUGAUUUUCGAGGAAUGUUAAAGUAAUGUGGGAUUGCACCAGCUCUGCCUCUAUUCGCUCUGUGAUUGCUUUUGAAUUAGCACCACUUUCCCAACCAACUGGAUGCAAAACUAAAAUCAAUCGCGACUUGGUCGGUCAUUCGCGUGUUUUGCACGUCAGGAAGUUUGCAUUUAAUUAACUUCUUUUGAUAACUUUAAUAACUUUGUUUGAUUUACUUUUUGACCACUAUUUGAUUUCUUAGUGUUUGACUUCACGAUGCUCAAAUGAAAAGCGCUCUAUGCAAAUACAGUAUAGUCCAAAAAUACAUAUUUCCUUAUACCCAUACAAAAUGUUUUUCUCUGUAAUACACGGUAUCGAUGGGGAAAAAAGCUACAGGCUCCAAGAAACGUCAGUUUGAGUGAGAGAACAAAAUUUUGGAAAUUGCAUAACAUAGUACCUUAUCAGCUUUAAGUCUGAUUCUCAGUCUGACUGCGGAAGCUAUCUUAAUUAACAGCAAACAAGGUAACAACUUUUAAAUUGUUCUGUUUGUUAAUGCUGGAGACCAGAAUAAAGGAAUACAGAGCAGAGUAACUACUGACGUGUGUGUGUGUGUGCAUAUUUGUCAAUUCUUUCCUUUGUGCCUAACGUCGUCUUAUUUUUUCUCCUAACUUUCUCAACUUCUCCAAGUAGCCCUACGCAACUGUAUCUUAGCAUUCUCUCGUAUCGUUGUAGCCAUGACUCCAGCUUUACAAUUAACAAUUGGUUCAUACGUCAGCGUGCGUUCAUCGAGAUAUGAAGCACGCUGGAAGUUUAGAGAGCACGAAAGAUGCGUAAGAGUUGCUCGAGGCGUAGCCGAGAACUCUAGCUUCUUGACGUCAUGAGCGUGCAAAAUAGGAAUAUGAAGCACGCUCGUGCAAUUGAAUUUGAUUAGACAAAUUUACUAGCUAUGUUAUAAAAGAAAUUGAUAUGCGUCAUACAAUGGAGCUUGAGGUCGAAUGGAAAAUAUAGCAAGGCUAAGG
Molecule: messenger RNA, 9377 nt
Organism: Pocillopora meandrina
Lineage: Eukaryota; Metazoa; Cnidaria; Anthozoa; Scleractinia; Pocilloporidae
Source: the annotation of a GenBank genome assembly